Daldinia caldariorum is the source of this 1813-nucleotide messenger RNA. RefSeq names its product MFS general substrate transporter. Bases 232 to 1731 code for a protein of 499 amino acids. The transcript has 2 exons. Gene Ontology annotation, cellular component: plasma membrane. The record is from RefSeq and is a predicted model, not a curated record. NCBI's taxonomy places the organism in Eukaryota, Fungi, Ascomycota, Sordariomycetes, Xylariales, Hypoxylaceae. Gene Ontology annotation, molecular function: transmembrane transporter activity. Gene Ontology annotation, biological process: transmembrane transport.
GGUUGCAUUUCCGAUCGAGACUAAAUUGCGGACGGUCUUCUACCUGCAGCAGAGAUGCAUGAUAAUAUAUCGUUGUCUACCUCUUUCUUGCUUCUAGACCUCCUCAUAAUUAUUAAUCAUAAUACCUUAAGAUCUUUAUCGAAUUUCUACAAGUGACAAACUCAACCGCUAUAUUCUCGUAUUCUUCGUUAGCAUCGUGGCGUUAUCGCCAUAUACCUGUACUUCUUCGUCAUGGCGAUAACUUCUAUAUCCGAUACGGAAGAUGUCCAGAAGAUAGAACAGAAGAGAGACAGCUCGACGAACGGGGAAUCUGGCGCCUUUACUACGGAAGAAGAACAGAAACUUGACCGUAAAAUUCGAUGGAAGAGAGAUAUAGUAAUCAUACCCAUCAUGGGGACCUUAUACAUGCUGUUAUUUCUAGACCGGACAAACAUCGCCAACGCACGGAGUUUGGGCAUUGACCAACCAACCGGUUUGGAGAACGCCUUGGACAUGCCAUCUUAUGGAUACAAUACGGCCCUAUGGAUCUUCUAUAUUCCUUUCGUAUUAACGGAGGUUCCGGCGAACUUAAUUCUAAACCUCAAUAAGAUACGCCCUGGUAUUUUCCUCGGUGGACAGGUGUUUCUCUUAGGCGUACUUGGAAUGUGUCAAGGCCUAACAGCGAGCUACGGUGGACUAUUAGCCGUCCGCUUCCUAUUAGGUGUCUUCGAGGCUGCUCUUCCUGCUGGCGCGACUUACAUGAUAUCGCUGUACUACACGAAGCGCGAGGCGUCUAAUAGGUUCGCCUGGUUCUUCAACUUCGCUCUCGCAGGUCCGCUUUUCUCGGGACUCUUAGCUUAUGCCCUUGAAAAAAUGGAAGGUGUUGGAGGUUACGAGGGCUGGCGGUGGAUAUUCAUCAUCGAAGGGCUGAUGACAUGCGUCCUCUCCGCUAUUAUUUUCUGGCUAUGUCCCAACUUCCCUCGCGAAGCGCAAUCUUGGUUCUUGUCAACCCAGGAACGGGACCGUCUGAUUGAUAUCCUCGAGGCGUCUCGCGGUCUCGAAACCGAAGGCUCGGCUGCGGACAACGUCCCUGUCUGGAAAGUUCUUGUCGAUUGGAGAAUCCAUCUCCUGACUCUGUGUUUCUUUUGCGUUGAUGUCACGGCCUCGUCGAUAGCGUCUUUCUUGCCGACAAUACUCACUGAAAUGGAUUGGAUGGCAACUACUGCUCAACUGAUGCUGAUGCCUAUCUGGGCGGCUGGAAUCGUGUCCACCUUCAUUAUCACUUGGCUUGCUUCUCGUCUCAAUUUCCGCGCGCCCUUUCUUCUCUUCUCUAUUAGCUUACAGAUUGUUGGAUGGAGUAUUAUAGCAGCUUAUCCCCCAAACGCUAUAGUGCGAUACGUCGCGCUCUGUUUUAUGACAGCGGGUACCUAUCCGCAGAUGUCCAUCUUAACGGGAUGGCUCAGUGCCAACCUGCGUGGUCGCAAGUACCUCGCCGUCGGUAUGGCUUGGAUGGUAGGGUUUGGUAAUUGCGCUAAUUUCAUCAGCUCAAAUGCCUUCAUCACUACCGAGCACCCGCAAUAUCCCACUGGUGUUGCCACGGGACUCGCCUUCACGAUCCUGGGUUUCGUGCUGACAUGGGUCGUAUUUAUACUCUUGAUCCUGGGAAAUAAAAGGCGGGAUAGAAUCCGUGCGCAGUUGACGGAUGACGAGCGCGAGCAUUAUAACGAGCUACAUUUCAAAUUUGUUUACUAAAUACUGUUUAUUGCCGUUCAAAGUAAAACAAACGCCAGGGGAAAGAUCUUGUUUAGGUGUUAUGACAGAAGUAGCCAAUCUU